This is a messenger RNA of Funneliformis geosporum, 813 nucleotides long. The record is from the annotation of a GenBank genome assembly. Lineage: Eukaryota; Fungi; Glomeromycota; Glomeromycetes; Glomerales; Glomeraceae.
AUGGACGAGAUUGAUGCGGCCUUGGAUUUUCGUAAUGUUUCAAUCGUCGCAAAUUAUAUCAAAGACGUUCGUGUGGCCUUCACACAUAUGCGGCCUUGGAUUUUCGUAAUGUUUCAAUCGUCGCAAAUUAUAUCAAAGAUGGUCGUAUGGUCGUGUGGCCUUCACACAUAUGCGGCCUUGGAUUUUCGUAAUGUUUCAAUCGUCGCAAAUUAUAUCAAAGACGGUCGUGUGGCCUUCACACAUAUGCGGCCUUGGAUUUUCGUAAUGCUUCAAUCGUCGCAAAUUAUAUCAAAGAUGGUCGUGUGGCCUUCACACAUUUUGUCUCAGUUGAUUAACAUAUCAAAUAAAGAAGAACUCGAAGGAUAUUAUCACCGCUGCAUUGCGAUUAUCUUCAAACUCAAUCAGCAGGCAGCUGAUCUGAUGAUCCCAAUUUUGCUUGCAAGUGGACAGUACUCCUUUAUUCAUAUCCAAGUGAAAAAUUACCACAGUCCCUAUGCAAGGGCAGAUAAGAAUGGAGAGUAUUUAAGCAUUUAUUGGCAACUCGGGUACACUGGUGAAUGGUUUGUUGACCCUCCAAACAUGGCAGAAAAGUUCGAAGAUCAAGGAAUGAAAGGACCUGUCACUCGUUCACAUACCAAAUCUGAAGCCAGCCAGACCAAAAGAAAUAACAAGAAAAUAAUAUGCAUGUCUUCAUUUGGAAUGGAUUGUUUUAAAACAGCAAGCCCGGAACAUGGGGAAAUUUGGAAAGAAAGUAGUAUUAUUAGAUUCCGUCCGUAUGCUUCAAGGGGAGAAAAAAAGAGAGGUAAACAAUAA